AUGGAGCUCUGCGCCGUGCUCGCCGAGCCGGAGGAGGCGUCGGCGCCGGUGCAGAUCUUCGUCAAGACGCUGCAGGGACAGACAGUCACCCUCGACGUGAGCCUCGACGCCAGCGUCGCCGCCGUCUACCAGGCGUUGCAGGACAAGCAGUGCCUCCCGGCGUGCCAGCUGCGCCUCAUCUUUUCCAGCAAGGAGAUGAAUCCGGCAAGGCUCACUCUGACGCUUCGGUGGUACGGCGUGACGAGGGAGUCGACGCUGCAUGUGCUGCUACGCCUC
Emiliania huxleyi CCMP1516 is the source of this 276-nucleotide messenger RNA. RefSeq lists its product as hypothetical. The transcript is spliced from 2 exons. NCBI's taxonomy places the organism in Eukaryota, Haptophyta, Isochrysidales, Noelaerhabdaceae. Gene Ontology annotation, cellular component: nucleus; cytoplasm. Gene Ontology annotation, molecular function: ubiquitin protein ligase binding; protein tag activity. The record is from RefSeq and is a predicted model, not a curated record. The annotation marks the transcript as partial. Gene Ontology annotation, biological process: protein ubiquitination; modification-dependent protein catabolic process.